AGAUAAUAAAAUCAAACACCAUGGUGUUUGCUUGCUGACUACUCUUUUUUGUAAGGUAUUGAUAUUUUAAGCUUGAGUACUAAACGUUGUUUUAGCUUGCUGUGCGUGGUUAUUUGAAAGACAGAUCAACCACUUUUGGGUUUAUUUGUGUUUCUCUGGGGUUUGAGACAUAAAAUGCUUCUGUAAAUGCUUAUGAAUGGAUGUAUUUUUUUUAACCGGGAAUAUGACGAAGAAUCUGUACCUCAGGGUGAAUUAGAGAGAAGUUGACUGAAUCAAGGAAAUGCUUAUCACUUAAAAGUAUUUCAUAAUACUGUCAAUAGUCUUGGCUAAUCAAGGACAGUACAAGCAAAAACGUCAGUCCUGUCAAAUUCGAAGAUUACUGUCUUAGCGUGUGGCUGUUAUAAUUGACCUUUUUUGUCUGAUACGUGAUUUAAGGUGCAAGUUUGUCCUUUGAUUUUUUUAGAGAUAAAUUAUGGAUUGUUGACACCAGUGGUUGAGUAGGUUAUCAGCAGUGGUUUGACCUUGUUGGCAGGGUUCUCGAGUGUCAAAAAAAUGUUGGUAAGAGCAAGAGUUAGCCUUUGUUAUAGUAAAACAUCAGUUAUGUUUUUAUUUUUAAUCGAAGUUGGCAUGUCUGUUUAAAAAGCAUUAUGUAACAGGAUUAAAUGGAUUGACGUUAAUGCAUCGUAUCCGGUCCUUUAUAACGACUGACUUACACAGCCGAAACAUUUUGGAAAUAGUUUUUUCCCUCUAAAAUGAGUUGUGCCUGGUUGAAAGGCUGUUAUUUUGCUUUCGCAUGGAAUGCUUUGGGUGGAUUGUGGUGGAAGUGUUGGACGCACACAGUGGAAAUAAUGGAGGAAGAACAACAAAAACAUGGCAGCGCACCAUAGUUUCUUAUUAGAAACACUCCUUCGUAAUUGUGCUUUUGUAACAGCAGUCAUAAUAUUAUUCACCAGAGAAGUGAAUAAUGCAAGUAAUGUCAAGAAGUUGAACUGAGGGUUGAAGUUUUGAACCGCAUUCACAUUUAAGGUUGUCAGUUUGUCAUGAACAAUUUAGGGAAUGUAAUGCAUUAUAUGAGAUUAGAAAUCAGGAGCAGCCGUACUUCAUGUUGUGUUGUGUUAUUUUGAAUAAUUGUUUUAAUAUAGAGAAAAUGGACCAUGUCUUGCUGACGGUAUUGAUGUACGGUGAAAUACUAAAAUUUGACAUUCUCCAGAGGUGCCGACAUCUGUGGUUUAGCUGUAGUGUUUACAAUUUUUGAUCCCUUGCUACAGCGAUACAGGAGACACCUGAAAACUAAACUUUUCUGCUUUUUUAAAAUAAAAUUCACCCGACAGAAAAGCUAUUUCACUGAAGAUAAAAGGAUGAGGGAUGAAUUAGUGCUGGGCGAUUUUUCAUGAUUAAUUUGUUUAAUUCGAAUUAAUGUUUUAACGCAAUUUUGAAAAUGUUCUAAUAGAGAUUAUACGUUUAUUUAUAUGCAUAUGUACAUUUUUAAUUAAAACAUCCGUAAAUGCUUUUUAAAAAUUUAAACCAAUACGAAGGAAAAACACAGCCUAGAUUUAAAACAAACAAACAAACAAAAAAAACCCAACAUAAACAGGCAGCACUUCACAGAGGACUGAGCUCAUAGCAAAAGCUUCAAAUAUCACUUCAGAGAUAUGGAAUUUGUACAGGUUUGAUGUUCAUGUAAAAUAUAAUGCUGUAUUACAUCCUAAGCAGAAGUUCACCAGUCAGAAUUACGUCAUUUUCAACCUAGGCACGUUUGACAGGCGAAGUGGGAAAAUGGACGCCCCCUUAUUUGUUUUUUGUUAGUAAUAAGCUGGGCAGCUAACUCAGUUAAGUGAUUUUUCUUUCUCAAACAGCGAACUGUGUAGUCAGUGUUUUAGAUUUAACAAACAAAUAUGUCUGUAUUUUGAUUAAUUUAAAGCUAAUACUUGUAAUACUUGAAGCUUUACUUUCUUUUUCUGAUGCUGUGUGGAGCCAUGAUGAUUUGACGUCACUUCGUAAAUGAGGAAGGAACUCAGAUUUGAGAAUACCACCCCAAGGUGACUUCUCAGUUGCGGUGGCAUUUCAUGUCACGAAAGACAUGGUCCCCAUUUACUCUGUCGAGAAAGAAGGGUUCACGAAGUGUACUGUAGCAAUUUUAUUUUUUAAAAAAUAUCUUUUGUUUAAAAGAACCAUUGUUUGCACUAUUUGCUAUAGAUGGUGCUGUUACUAUUUUUCUAAAGUCCAUUUUAAUAAAUAAAAAUCUUUAUAAAUUGAUUUUUUUUCAAUUGCAUUAUGUAAGAACAAAAAAAAAAUCGUAAUCGAGAAUCGUUCAUAAAGUUGAAAAAAAAUCGAGAUUUUUAUUUUUUUUGCAAUAUCGCCCAACCCUAAGAUGAAUGUAUCUAGGUGAACUUUGACCUGUGAAUUAACAAGCCUAAAAACCAAGUAGACAGGACUGUUGUGUCUUGUCAGUUUUUUUUUUUUCCAAAAAAAAAAAGGAGAAACUGCUUAUUAUUAAGUAGUGGUCACACCAAAGUAUUUUGCCUCGCUGUUCUCUUGCUGUUGCUUGGCACACAACAAAAAAAUGAGCUGUCUCAUCCACUGACCUACACUAGGGUUUUUGUGGUAAAUUUCUGGGUUUUUUUCUGUCUCUGGCUGCUAGGAUUUUCUUGCCAGCAAUGUUUUCACCCCUGUUUCUCUCUAUCCCAGUCUAGUUUAUGUAUUUGUUGAUUCGUUAUUAUUGCCUAAUUGAUCUUGGUAGAGUAUGAAAAGAUGUGCCAGUUCCUGAAAUAUCUCUUCUCUUCCUUUUACCGCACUUUCUACAGCCAUUUAUUUUCCUCAGGAGCUAGCAUGAUAUACUAUAGUGAUGGUUACACUGCGGUUUCUCUGAAAAGAAUAGGAUUCAGUGCAAAUUGGAGAUGAUAAGGCACCAUUGUAGCUAAAAGCAGACCACCCUGACUGAUGCACAGUGAGAGUAACCGCUCUUCUUCUGGUUAGGUUUGGUGUGGCUUUUUCCAAGUUGGGAGGUUGUGUGUCAGAGAUGAGCAAUGUUUUAAAUGAUGACAGAUGAAAAAAAAGAUUAAGAACACUUGUGCACAUCUGCACUUGUGAUUCCCUUUCUGUUCUUGUGGAGUCUGUGCCCACUGUAGCUUCAGAUUCCUGUUCUAGGCUGACAGGAGUGGAACCAGAUGUGGUCUUCUGCCGUUGUAGCCUAACCGCCUCUAGGGCUCCGUAAGGUGGUGCACAGCGUCCUGCGGUCUCAUCAUGGCUUUCACAGUGAACCUGACUGGCCCAUCUCCCUGGGGCUUCAGAAUAUCUGGUGGGAGGGACUUUAAGAAGGCCAUUACAGUCUCCAAGGUGAACCCCGGCAGUAAAGCUGAGAAGGCCUCUCUUCAACCUGGUGACGUAAUCAUGGAAAUAAACGGAGAAAAUACUGGUGACAUGCUGAACGUAGAGGCGCAAAACAAAAUCAAGAGCUCCAAAACACAACUGCAGCUGCUAGUCGAGAGGCCAGCCCCUUCGAGUCCUGGUCAAACCAACGGGAUCAGUUCCACAGAGCAACUGGUGGGCCGUUUCCAGGAAACCCUGCAUGUGAGGGAUGAGAACCAGAACUACAGAGAGUACUCCAUCUCCAGCCCAACAUCUUUCUCUCCAGGCCCAUACUCCCCAGAGCCACCCUCCAGCCCUGAGCGCAAGGGGGGCAGGAUCACACCCACCAUGAAGAGCCCAGUGUUCCCUUCCUGGACUCCUGAAGAGAAAGUCACCAGUCACAGACUGUCCAGGCCACUUUCUCAGGAGUUUUCCACGGUGGACUUCCGCAGCAACUCUGUGUCCAGUCGAACUCCGACGCCUCCUGAACGCUACUCGCCACAUAGUCCAAUCGAACGAGAGAUACCCAUGUCCCCCCGCCGCAACAGCUCGGACUUUGCGAUGCAGCGGUUCGAUCGUGAAUCAGAGGUCUACAAGAUGAUUCAGGAGAACAAGGAGUCACGUGCAGCUCCUCGCCAGUCCAGCACCUUCAAAAUGCUGCAAGAGGUGUUGGAGGCUGAUGAGAAAGAGGCUGCUCUCAGGUUUCCAGGGAAGCUGUCACCAAACCCACCGAAGCCGAUUUCGUCUGUCGCUGGGGUCCAGAAAUACCACACCUGUGAAAAAUGUGGCAACAACAUUGUCACCCAGGCGGUGAGGAUCAUGGACGAGCGUUUCCGUCACCCUGAGUGCUACACGUGCACAGACUGCGGCCUCAACCUGAAGAUGCGAGGCCACUUCUGGGUGGGAGAUGAGCUGUUCUGCGAGAAGCAUGCACGCCAACGCUAUCAGGGGCCUGGUGCGGGCUACCGCCACCCCAUCUCCCCUCACCACUGAAGCGUCUGCUGUCUCACUCCCUCCCUCACUCCUUCCAGCACAGAGAGCACAGCGAACUCUGAGUAGCCUGCACAGAACACACAGCUUCCUUUUGCUUUAGAGGAAGAGCACCCUCUACCUCUUUAGCUGCAUGUGAAGUGUGCUAGCUGUUGACUCUGGGAGGGGAUGAGGUGGUGUGUAAGCCAGUACAGCGAGUAUCCUACGCUUUAAGCCUUGCUUGCCAGUUCUUCACAUUGUAUUAGGCUUUUGUUUCAUUAUCUCUACCAUGGAUUCAUUUAAAACUUCGGUUGGGUUUCACUGAAAUGUACAAAACCGGGAUCUGCUUAAUAUAAUUAUAUUCAUCACAAGAAAUGUAUAGUGCACACAGGACUGGUUUCCACUGUGUGUUUGUGUGCGCAAUCAAGUUUAAUUUAGCCAUCGUUUUUGAAUGAUUAUUGGUUUCUUAUAAAAAAGAUGUUGAAAGUAUUUUGCCAAUCAUAUAUGCAGAAACGCGCAUACAAACACACAUUCCUCUUGUAUAAGCACAACCAUUUAUUUCAGGGCUGCUCACAUAGUGGCCCAAAUUUACCAACAGGAACUGCAGCAGUUGUAUCCAUGGAUCAGAUUCCAGCCCAUUGACUUAAAAUGUUUUGGGCAGCCCUGAUUUUUCAUCUUUUCAUUUACUUUUUUUUUCCAUCUACAAGGGAAAUGUAUAUCAAAGCAAUAUGAAUAAUAACAUGUUUAUGUAAAUAUGUGUAUUUUCUCUUUAUGGAUAUAUAUAUGUAGAAUGAUAGUGGAUAGGUUUAUAUGUGUAUGUUUCCGUUCAUGUCAAACUUGAUACUGAGUACACAUCAUUUUGAUAUGAUGGAAAUGAAAGUGUGUGCAUAAACAUAAAGCCAGAUUAUUUUUUAAUACUGGCCUUCACACAAGUGGCAUAUUUUCAUACACACAACUCCACCACUGGUGACUUGUUUGAUGGAUGGCUUCUGAAAAGUUAUGUUGUGAAUUGUAAUGUUAGCUGUGCUUUCCUCACCUUUUUCCUUUUCAAAUAUAAAAUUUCCUGACGUAAAUGA
Pangasianodon hypophthalmus (striped catfish) is the source of this 5393-nucleotide messenger RNA. RefSeq names its product PDZ and LIM domain 2 (mystique) (gene pdlim2). Lineage: Eukaryota; Metazoa; Chordata; Actinopteri; Siluriformes; Pangasiidae. Gene Ontology annotation, molecular function: muscle alpha-actinin binding; actin binding. Gene Ontology annotation, cellular component: adherens junction; Z disc; stress fiber. The record is from RefSeq and is a predicted model, not a curated record. The transcript has 10 exons. Gene Ontology annotation, biological process: actin cytoskeleton organization; heart development; muscle structure development. The coding region runs from base 3244 to 4341 and encodes 365 amino acids.